ACUAUCGAUUAUGUUUUGUUUUAGUCUUGUUUGUACUACUUGCAAAUUCUGGGUUUAUAUUAGUCUCAUUAAAAAUGGUUUGCUCAAGGCUAUGUGUUGAUUGAUGGAACAUAAUGUAAUGAAAAAGAAUGAGAUGGAAUGGUAUAAAAAUAAUGAGAUGGAGUGGUAUAAAAAUAUCUUUCAGUUGUAUGGAUAUUUUAUGAUAGAAUAGAACAAAUUCAACACUCCACUAUUUGGAUAGUAGACUGAACAGAUAGUGGACUGAACAGAAUGGAUUGUUGCUUUUCUUAUUCCUAUAUUACAUGACCAGAUUGGGGUUAAAGGAGGUUCAAAUCCAUGUUCAGUUCAUCAGUUGCAUUUCCAUUAUCAACAUGUUGUUUAUCACAUCCCUUCAUUGUAUGUAUUCUUCCUAUUCCUAAUUGUGGUUAGGUUUUUCUGCUGAAUAAUUAUAUUCCUUAGGAUGUUGGUUUUAGAUUUUAUUUGAUGAUCUAAAUACAUUAGAUCCACUAUGGGAGGUUAGGUAGAGCUCUUUUUAAGGAGUAAACCAUCAAUUUCAGCCCUGAAUGUUAUCCUUGCUAACGAUUUCGUCAAUUUCGUAUAACAUUCUAAUUUGAGUGAAGUAGCAUUUUUUUUGUGUGUGCACCAAGAGGUUAACUCCAAAGCCGGUAGCUAUGAGACUAACUCCUUAGAGGCUCUCAUACCACAUUAAGUGAGUAUGUCUCAAACAAAUCAUUCUCCAUUGAGUGAAGUAGCAGUGAUAAGGAAGCAUGAAUGUGUUUCUACUGAUAUUAUUAUUUUUCCAACGGAAUGGACAGCUUGCUGCCUAUGUUUAGGAAUGUGAUAUGUGGCAUAGCAUGAUACUUGUGAUCAUUUUCAUGGCUUGUUUAAUUGUCGGGUAAAAAUGGGAAGUCUUAUUGCCUUUAGUGUAAGUUGUGGUUUAUUCCCCAUCAGAAUCAAAUCACUUGUCCUCUUUGUAGAAUUUGUAAUGUGUCAUUUUUCAAUUGGAGGGACAGGAAGCCAUUUGGAUUGAAGAAAGGGACAGGCAACAAGCUCUUCUGAUACCAUAGAGAGGUAGAGGAGAAUGGGUUCUAUUGUUCAGUUGAAAGUAAUUAGUGGUGGAAAGUAACUGUUAUUAGUGGAGAGGAAUUAUUGCUAUUAAUGUUAGUGGAGGUAAUUAGUGGUUACGGGAGUGAUUAAGGGAAUAGUUGUGACUCUUUGGUUGAUGUUACAAUUAUCAAAGAACCCUAAACCCAAAAUGAAAAUUGAGUAAUUAGAACUGAUAAACUUAGGAAAUCCUAGAUCAACAACAUCCUAUAGCAAUGACUAGAAAUCCUUUUCUAUCGUUUUUUUCUUUUUGUUUUGCUUUUCUUCUUAUUACAGUAUUUACCAAGCAUGUUGUGUGAGCAAAUGCAAUAAAAACUUGAGCUAGAGACACUAAUUAAUGGCCCACAAAGCUAAUUUGGUACACGUUCAAUGUAUAAACAAAGAGAUUUGUGCUUAUGAAAAAACAGAGAUUUAUGCCAUUUAUGUUCUUUGAUCGAUUGCUAAAUAUUUUAUUUGAUUGGGAAAUCGCUUAAGGGGCACAUUGGCUGUGGAAAUAUAGUAAUAUACACGUGCAUGCGUGGUGAAAUUGAAAAGAAAUGAUACAUCAUACAUAGUCACAUGACAAUUCAAAUCUUACCUCUGUUUCAAUGCUUCCUUGUCGAUUUUAGCUGGGUAAAAUUUACUUGUCCGUGUGUUUUUCGUUUGCUUUUUCAUCUGUCAAUCGAGCAAUUACCAAUUAGGAAUUGCAGAUCGUGCAAUGUCUUGAUGUUCAUGAGGUUUGAUCCAACUUGCUUGAUCCUAACACACGUAUUUGGUUGUUACAAAGAUAUCUUGAAUUUCAAAUUGUGUGUUUCAACAAUUUGUUACCGUAACCGUAUUAAUUAUAAAUGUAGCACACCUCAGCCAGUUUCUACAUACGGUUUUGUUUUACAGUGCUUUGCAGGAUGGAUUCGUAUUCAAGACCAGCUAAGGAGGCGGAAGGGGAGAGCACAAAUGGGACACCAAACUGGCUUAAACUUCCAAGAGAAUUGACAACAAACAUACUUCAAAGGCUUAGUGUGGAAGAAAUUUUGAUGAGUGCAAGUCAAGUGUGCUCUUUAUGGUGGAGCAUCUACAAGGAUCCUCUCAUGUGGCGCACCAUUGACAUGAUCCCCCAUGCCUAUCAUUCAAUCUCCAAAUUGGUGAUGAUUUGUAGAAAUGCGGUUGAACGAAGUUGCGGUCAUCUCAAAGAAAUUAGUAUUGAGCGUUUUGCCUCUGAUGAUCUCCUCAAAUACAUUGCUGACAGUGACAGUGCAAGCCAACUACGCAGUUUGCGGCUUCCACAUUGCAGUGCAAUUUCAGAUGUAGGAUUGAAGGAGGCUGUGAAGAAGCUCCCAAUGUUAGAGGAGAUUGACAUUUCAUUUACCAAUCUAUCUAAGGAUUCUCUUGAAGCUAUUGGGCUUUGUUGCCCUAUGCUGAAAACAUUAAAAUAUAACACCGUGCGUGACAUUUUUGCCUAUGAUGAAGUGGCGUAUUCUAUUGCAAAAACCAUGCCUGAGCUUUGUCAUCUAGAGAUCUCAAGAAUCAAGAUCAGUAAUAAAGGCUUGGUUGCUAUACUAGAUGGUUGCCCUCAGCUUGAGUAUCUUGACCUGAAAUCUUGUCUUGGUCUUGAUUUGAGUGGAAGUUUGAGGAAGAGGUUGUGUGAGCAGGUCAAAGAGAUACGGCUUCCAUUUGCCUUGGAAUAUUACAAUUCAGAUGAUUCCUAUGACAUUGGUUUGGAAUUUGAUGCUAAUGCGGACUGGGAAAGUGAAGAAGAUCGUAUUUCCCAGUUUAUUGAAUUCUUUACUGUCCGAUUUGAUUGGAGUACUGGAAAUAUUUAAAUCACAUGUCAUUUUCAGUAAUUUUGAUCACUGUUCACGGCAUUAUUUUGAUGGAGUGACUGAAAUCUUAAGUUUGGUGUUAGGAGUCAUGUUUUUUGAGUGAAGACUUAGGAUUGGAAAGUCUGUUAUUUUUUUGAAAUAUUGCCGUAUUGAAAUUUCUGAUGAACUUUGCACGCUGCAUUAGCGGAUGGCGUUUUGAAUUUAUAAUAUCAAGCUGGUGGCUUAUGUUUUUGGGUUCUUCUAGCUAAUAUCUGGCUUGAUAUUUGUGGUAUUGUUUUUUGUGUUUUGGAAUUGUAUGAAGGAAUGGAAAAAUAUCCGUGUUAUUUUCUUAA
This is a messenger RNA of Lotus japonicus, 3235 nucleotides long. Its product is annotated as putative F-box/LRR-repeat protein 9. Gene Ontology annotation, molecular function: protein binding. The record is from RefSeq and is a predicted model, not a curated record. The transcript has 2 exons. Bases 1989 to 2903 code for a protein of 304 amino acids. Lineage: Eukaryota; Viridiplantae; Streptophyta; Magnoliopsida; Fabales; Fabaceae.